AUGGGUGUCGAAGCUCACCAACGACCACCACUGCCUGCACCUACUGAACCCACCGACGUCGACGACACCGAUGUGGCCACCAACGUCUCGCGCCGUACCGACCAGACCUCCUACUCAAUCCCCGAAGACGGCAGUCCCAUCACCAUCUCGACACACAAACUCACAUCCAAAGAAGGCCCACGCCUCCGCCACGGUCGCAACAAAUCCCAGACUUCACUGCUGAUCGAGUACUUCGAAGCCACCAAAGGCGACAAGGCAAAGAACCGACCCAGUGUUCGCGUCAAGGUUACUCCCUCGGCUCACCGCAAAUCAAAGACGUCGGAUUCUGUUCAGAUUACAGGCAUCGGUCGUGACAAAAAGCCAUCAUAUACACGCCGCAUCUCUCUGGGUUCCAAGUCGCCUGACAAAGCCGCGCCAAUCGAAGCCACCGAGGUUAGUCACUCGUCGGGAAGUAACCUUUCGGCCAUCCCUCCGGUCGAGGUCGAGAUUCUCAACAAUAGCGACUUAUCGAGCCUGAAACAGGGCCGUGAAUCCCGCGACUUACACUACCUUUCUACCACCUCGGACGUCUCAUCAAUGCCUCCUGACAGCUUACUAGAGCCUUCUCAUAUCUCGGCUGUGGCCCAAGAUGCAUCUGAGGAGGCGAGCCGUAGCCAGAGUCUUCUGGACCUGCCUGUACAAGACCGAGCACGCAGCGCCAGCCACGAGCGCAUCAAGCAGAAAGUCAUCGAGAAGUUGAUGCAGCGCCAGCGUGGGGAUUCUGUUGAGUAUGAGCCCGAUACUAAACCAACCAAAGAACGCCGCCGCCGCUCAUCCCGCUCUACACGCGAGGACGACCUCGCUAGCGCCGCCGAAUCAUCUAUAUUGUCUUCGAAUCUUUCCCCUAGCAACCUUUCAUACGCUUCUGGCACAACCUCAAAGGUGUCAUUGAACAACCCGAAGCUUCUGCAGAUGGUUGAGGAUACUGUUCGCCGCCUAAUCCUACCCGAAAUCACUCAACUGAAGAAUGAACAGCGACGCUCCUCACAGGGCUCAUAUACUGAUGACGAGCUGGAUCGGCGUCACUCCAAGUCUGCAAGCUCACCCUCAGUUAACGCUAAACCCAAGGUCGUACUCAACCGCUACGAUGACGAUCCUGGCGAGGUGCUCUCCCGAGGAGACUAUGAGCGUCGCGAANAAACUCGUCGGUCCAGUCGCACAGAAUCCGAACGCCCUCGUCGUGAACGUCGUUCUUCGCGCACUUCGACAAGAGAAGAGUCUCUACACAGCAGGUCAAGCAAAGACAAGGAGUCUCAUCACAUCAAAGAGGCUGCCGCUGCUGGUAUCGCUAGUGGUGUUCUUACUGCUGCAGCCCUUCGUCGUCAUGACUCUCAGGACAAUGUUAGCCGUGAACGUCGCAAGAAGCGCAAAGGACGAACAAGUCGCAGCGAUUCAACAAGUCUAGCUGAGACCGAGAAGACAUAUCGCAAAGAAGAUAUCNCCCCUAUGCCCUGGACUGGCGCAUCGGCCAUGAAUGACUCGGAAGUAACCCGUCAAUCCAUUCUCACAGCAUCGACUGAGCGUCCUCAAUCUGCUUCCCUUACGGAACGUCAAACUCCAGUCCGUGAGGUUCGACGAGGCUCGCUUCGUGGCUCCUUGUCACCAGCAUCUACGACUCCCAAAGGAAAAGGAGCUCGCUCGCCUCGGCCUCUGGAGUCGAUUAAGAGCGGCCACUCCCUGACGGAAGAAUACGAUGCCGGUGUUCAAUCCAUCUCAACAAAAGCCAAGACGGCAGCAUUAGCCGCAGCUGGCUUGGGCGGCAUCGAGACCGUUCAUCAAUAUUAUGAAACUGGUAAACAUGACUCGAGCCCCACGCAGAGCGUUUCCACUCUCAGAGAUAGUCUCAAUGACCCUUUGGUCCCCCAUGGUCUGCGACCUCGCAGUAGAGUCUCCGAGCUAUCCGCUGGUUUCGAGGAACGGCAGCGGAACGCUAUGUCUCCUGUUUCAGCGCCGACUUCUCCGAGUGUUCAGAAGAAAAGCUUCGACAUUAUUAGAGCCUCUCAGUCACCUGCACAAGUGUACGAUGAGGCUGAAGAGCGUAGCGAGCUGGAAGAAUGGUUUCAACAGGAGCAUGAGAAGAACGAGGAGUAUCGCAAAUCUCUCGCAAGCACCAUUCCUGAGACACUCGAUGAGCGCCGUCUGACCCAGUACACCGAAGGCAGCUACCUAUCUAGCGAACAGAGUCCGGAACGUGACGUCAAGGGAGUUGCUGCGACCNCCCAGUACACACACCUGCCACAUGGCGUCGAAUCUGCCGUCGCCUCUCUGAUUGACCCUUCUACAGUUAGUACUAGUAUUCAAUCAUCCCAAGCAAGCCCGAGCAAUUUGGAAGACAUUCGUUACCGUGAGCGAAUGGAUGAUGGCGUGCGUGAGGAGCUUCAUCAUCAGUCAAUGGAACCUCAAAGUACGGACUCGAAGAUGCAAUACCCAACGCAGCACCGAUGGAGUGCAUUACGUGAAAAUGCUUUGGCUCUAUCCAACCGGGGCUCCUCUGCACAACCCACAAACUCUCCUCGCCAGAGCGAGACUUUCCACGAGGAACGCACGCACGCAGACUCUCNNCCCCCUGUCCGCUUAAGCGCUCAUGGCAUUCCUGAUGCUAAUGAUCCCCUGCCUGAGAUUGGACAUGGAAUUGACUCUGAGUCUGACUUGAGUACAAAUCCUCCAGAGAUCCAAGGACCUGGCUCAAGCGAUGGACGCCUCAAUUUUCUCCCUUCAUUCUCAAACAGUCCGGAGAGAGAGGCCGUGCGACACGAUAGUAUUUCAGAGCACAGUUUCUCGAUGAAGGAAAAAGUCAAAUUGGGAGCCGGCAUCGCUGCUGGUGCUUUCGCGGCGGACAAAAUUCUGGAUCGACACAGCUCAGACAAGCAUCUCUCGGCAAACCAGGCAGUGAUCGAAGACUAUGCCUCUCGUGAGACGACUCCAGAUGUUCGGCAAGCUCAGGCUAUCCAUGUGGGCCGUGCAGGAACAGCCUCUCCUGUUCAUUUUGGAGACGAGGGGUACGCAUCUGCGGCCUACGCUCGUUCCAACGGAGCCUCCACCCCCAGAGGCCACAAGACUUACGCCAAAGCCCGGUCUGAAGAACACGACGUCGAGGAAGAGCAGGAAGAAGCAUUCGCCGGGAAACACAGUCGGCACUUGAGUGGCAAUUCUCAUGGCAUGUCUUCCCCGCUCUACGACAGCGCUACUGGCAGAGGAAUUGACACAAUCCAAUCCAAGGAUGUGGUUGCGUUGAUGGACCACCUUACAGUUCGAGACGCGCAUCGCAAUGCAAGGGAUACAGAAAUUCUUGUUACACUGGUGCGCAGUGCUGCCGAGAUGCGUCACGAAUUCGAGGAAAUGAAGAGAUUUAUCGCCGAGCAGGAUCGCAAGAUCAUGGAAAAUACGGAUCGCGAUGCCGAGUAUACAGUCAAGAAGGUGCUCGGUGGUCCUCGACCUCAGCCGCCUGCCUUACCUCGAACGGUUCAUGGCACCUACAACGAAGAGGAUCUCCCGAUGAAACGCAAGAACGUCUUCAAGCGCGCACUCAAAGGACUGAGCAAGAGAGGCUCAAACGACUUGUCUAAGAUUGAAGACAUGUUGAAUCAGAUACUUGGAGACGUAGAGGAUCUCAAGCUAACGCAAGGCGAUCGACCACCCAUGUCACUCCGUGGCAGUAGCUUCGACUCGUAUGAGGACCGGGCAUAUUAUGGACGCGACUCUGGAUACGAGCCCGAGGGACAAGCUGGUACUUCAUCAACCCCCAACCACUCCGGUCGUCUGUCCAACCAUUCUGGUAAUGCAUCGUUUCCUUCUCCCCAGGAGAAGACAACUUCCCCACAGGAGAGGUACUUUCACUCUGGAUACAAUGGCCGUAGAGACUCGAUCAAUCGUGUCAGCACAGUCUUGGAAGAAGAGAGUAAUGAUGGCAGAUCCUUCUUGGAGCAGCAUGAGACUCAUGUUCUCGACAACCAAUUCGAAAACAACGAAAGGCUCCUGACCCCGACACAAGAGUCAUUCAAUCGUAGAUCCGGAUCUUUUGAUUCUACUAAGACCCCUGUGCAACAACGACACAGUCCGUUCGAUGCCCAAACUGGUAACAGCACCCCUGAGAAGCAGCGCAAGCAAUCUGUUUUUGGAAUCCCCAAGAUCUCUCGCUGGUCCAAGACGACGACCUCCUCAUAUCUCGAGAAUUCAGAUGUCAAUGGAAAACGUCGAAGCCAGUACACCGAUGCCUCUAGCAGUGUCGAGAGCUUGAGUUCCAAUGGUGCGGGCUACUACGACAACGGCUAUGCACUGCAGUCGGAAGAUCGGCUUCGAUCGACCCAGUCGCUGGCCAAAGAUCAGGUAACCAGAGAGUACUUGCCUGACAACAGAAGCGUCCGCAGCGGGCUUAGUGAUCUGACGCGAACCCCAUCGCCACUUAUCCCUUCUGAGACAGGUUCUCAGCUCGACAACAUUCCUAUUAUCCUUCCGGGCGAUGAUGAAGUUGAUGACUUCGACGAUCCCAAAUACUCGGCUCAUCGUGAUUCUUUGCUUCUGCAGCAUCCUCAACCUCGACCAGGACCAACGCACCGCCAUCAGACAAACCUCGAAAACGAAGCUCGAACAUUCAGUGGACCUGAUCAUUUUGAGACAGGAACAAGCAGUGACCUUUCUCAGCGCACCGUGGAUAGCGAUUUUGAUCCUUUGCAAUGGGGAUCGAACNCCUCGCUUUCUCUGGCACGAACCAACAAACUCAGCGGGAUCCCUUCCGGGAAGGACAACGGUCCUCUGGUUCCUGAAAGCAAACAGAAGGCCGCACCUAGAGUUGAGGUAGAGCCACCAAAGGAACAGCGACAGCAAGCACCGCAGAAGCCUCGCCAGAUGUACUAUUCGACCCCACUUGGUUCGGGACACCUGCUUGAGCCUAUUGAAGAAGUGAGAUACUCGUUGGAAACAGACCGUGGACAUCCGACAGCUAGUCCUAGAAUAGCUAGCCAGCUUAGUCCAACUCGCAAAAUCACCGGACCGAGACCGAUGGGCUCGCGUGCUCCCAGCGGUGCCAAUGACGAGACUCAGCAAGAGCAAACCUCUGGUACU
This is a messenger RNA of Aureobasidium vineae, 5100 nucleotides long. The record is from the annotation of a GenBank genome assembly. NCBI's taxonomy places the organism in Eukaryota, Fungi, Ascomycota, Dothideomycetes, Dothideales, Saccotheciaceae.